Messenger RNA from Pyrenophora tritici-repentis Pt-1C-BFP, 2295 nucleotides. RefSeq names its product Ubiquitin-protein ligase. The record is from RefSeq and is a predicted model, not a curated record. NCBI's taxonomy places the organism in Eukaryota, Fungi, Ascomycota, Dothideomycetes, Pleosporales, Pleosporaceae.
AUGCUCACGUCAAAGGGGAGCGUCUUUCUCCCCCACCUUCCUCUCUACCCAUCACCCCUCCACAUUCAGAAGAAAUCGCGCAAAGCAACCUUUCGUCGGCGGAUAUUCCGUAGGUCAAGCCACAAGCAUUGCGACAACGAGUACGUGUUCGGUCCACUUGACGACAUUAUCGACGAGAUCAAAAGCGACAUUUGGGAGUCACCGUCUGACUGUGGCUUCGACUUGUCUGUCCUCGAUUGCGCGUGUCCUCUCGAGGCGCCGUUGUUGUGGACCACAGCACCUCUACCCGUCAGUCGUAUUCCGAAAGACCAUACUCUGACGAUCCCCAAGCACAGAAACAGCCGCUCGACGGCUUCAGGCUCAAGCCUUGGAGAUCCGAUGGCGCACCCCUACAGCACUGGCCACGAUGCACCUGUUAAUGGCGGUCCAGUACGUUCCCCACACACAACAACAGUGGGCGUGACGUCAUAUGAGCCCGCGGCUUCCAAUUCCUCUACUCCUCCUAAGUACGUCACUGCGCAACAAGCCCUAGAAAAUGUGGUUAGCUACGACGGAGGUCCCGUUGAACCGCCUAGGGGUCACACUUCUAUGUUCCGACGUUUGACCAGCGGCCUCACACUCUUGCGUCGGCAGGGCACUGGAGACACAAGUGUUAGUAUCAAUGCCCCUGAAGCGUCUUCCCCCACAACCGCCUCGACACUUGCUACCCACGAUGAGGACUCGAAUGAUCCGAAUGACGCUGCCAUCGAAGCUUGGCUGUGGAGGAAAGCUAGCGACGGAGAAUGGUUUAAUCGCUUCAUGGGCCUCGCUACAAAGCACAUGCCUUCCCCGGCAGACCAUAGAGAUGACGUGCCGACCUUGCCUCCAUCAAGCCCGAGUUUACUGAAACCAGAGGUUAAAGUCUUUUCAGAGGUUAGGAUUCUUACCAAAGAGGUUGAAGACUUUACUGUCGCAAUCGAUAUCGAGGGCGUUCUGCACAAUCGUAAGCUCCUGCCGGACACUUCCAUUGAUGUCAUAUGUGUGGUGGACAACGGAUAUUACGUGACUAAGGAUUGUCUUGAAAAGGCCCUAGAUGCUGUCAAAGGAACCUAUGAUCAGUUAGCUCAUGGAGAUCGCUUGGCAUUGUACACCACGCACUGUACUCACCAUCGGGUCACUGGGAACCGUCCCGAGCUGAUGCUUCCCAUUCGGCCCAAAUAUACGGAUACUGGCGAUAAGAUCCAAAAACUGGCACACUACAUUAUGCGGUCUGGUACCCAACUUCGGCAACCGCCUCGCCCCAACCCAUGUAUGGCAGAAGUCAUCAUUUGCAUAGCUAGGUCUAUGCAGGACGACCAUCUAAAGGCGAGCCGUACCCAUUUCAUCGUGCUGACUCCUGCUGCCCAUCUUCUUCAUGGGGUGUCGAGGUACUUUCCAGACCUUUACAUCCACCAGAUCAAUCCUGCGAUUCUUCCUUACUGUCCCGCCCCCGAGUUCGAGGACAAGGUCUGUGUUAUCUCUUGCUGCAAAAAGGUCUUUGCCAGUAAUAUGUCCAAAUAUCAGUUGACAUCCGCACGGAUCAAGAGCAUCAUAAAGGACGCCAGAUCUGUGGAACCCGUGGGUGAGUUGACCGACAUAAGCCUUGACUUCCGCACGAAGACGGGCUGUAAGAUUAUAGAGUGUAUUGGAAGUAAGGAAGUCCCGCAGCUACACCUAGGACAGCUGCACACGAUUUUUCUUCGCAUCCGUGUUACCAAGGCGGAAAUUAAGAGUGUUGAUUUGGACUCGACCAAUCGCAUCUUUAACUCGAGUCUAUCAGCCAAGGGAUUAAGACAAGAGCUGCAAAACUCCGUCCAAGUGGGCGCUGACAAGGUGCAUCUUCUCGACGUGCAGGUCUUGCAUCGCAACUCAAUCCAUGACCCGCAGACCUGGAACUACACAGAGCGACCAGUGAUCGUUAUACGCAAGCUCGGAAGUCUCGCUCCUCCCCAAGACACCUCUAUGGAUGUUUACAAUCGCUUGUACUUCUACAAGCUCACCCAUGCUCUCAAAGAUGACAUCAAGCUUGUAGCUGAGGGCACUAUAGGCACCACCAUCUCCAAUACAUGCGCAGAAGAAAAGAGGCUGAAAGCCGACAUGUUCAAGGAGCUGAAUUUCCACGCGGGUGUGCAUGAAUACGAGAUGCAAUACCGACAGAAGCUUCCGCUUUGCCCCGGCCCUAUCGAUAUGGAAUUUCCGCAUGACUGGCUCAUCGACUUGUGGAACCGCACAAAGGCCAGACGCAAGGGCAUCGAUGGCCUGGAGCGUCUAGCCUGA